Messenger RNA from Monodelphis domestica (gray short-tailed opossum), 2815 nucleotides. RefSeq names its product homologous recombination factor with OB-fold (gene HROB). Gene Ontology annotation, biological process: recombinational repair. The record is from RefSeq and is a predicted model, not a curated record. NCBI's taxonomy places the organism in Eukaryota, Metazoa, Chordata, Mammalia, Didelphimorphia, Didelphidae.
UUUAAGACGUCGGUGACGUAGCGAGUGGCGGCCGUUUCGAAUCCAGGCCCCAAGAAUUUCCCUUCUCCAGCUGCUUCCUGGCUUCAGACUCGCAGACCUGGUGCCCCUCACUCCAGCUGCGGAAGCUCCGGCGUCAAGCGGACGAGACUGUCUCGCUAGGAGCCGGGGCCUACUUGUUGCUGUCAUCCGCCGCGUCGGGCUCUGGCCCGAGCCUGACUCCAUGGCGGAGGAUGAAAGGGAGCCCACCCACUCUCGCCAUGGCUUGUAGUUUGCAGAACCUAUUUGCUGUGGAAGAUGAGUUUGAAGAUGAGGAUUUCUUAUCAGCUGUAGUGGACACUGAAAACAAAUUCUCCAGUUCCCUCUCUGUAAAUCCAGGAUGCCUGAAACCUGUGUGUUCCAAGCCCAAAACUGCCAAGCAGACAUCAACAUCUGGGCAACUCACUUCCUGCCCUAUUGUUCCUCCAAGGACAUUGAGCAUGUCAGCCCAGGGUCUCAGACUCCCUAACCCUAGUGUGUCCAGAGCAGGAAGGGAUUCUCCUUCUAAGACACCAGACUUCUUAAGACUGUGUCCCUCUUCCAGCUUGGCUGGGGGAGCUAGAGAUCUAGGCAGAGUGACCCCAGAAGGAGUAACCACAGAACUGGAUAGUCACCAAUCAUUUACUCCUCACAAACCAUUCUCUCUUGUGAACCAACACCCAGUAGCUGGUACUACUGUGAUAAGUAAACAAGAUAGGUUUGAUAUGCUAUCAUGCAUGGACCAGAAGCAGGGAAACUCAGGGGAGGCUAUGAAAAGCCUUUUUUCCAAGCAGAAGGAAGACCUCAUGCUAGUCAAAAGACCCCGAGUGUCUGAACUAGGAGAAUCUUGUUAUCAUGGGUCAGUAGUCACCAGACCAACUGAGCCCCUAUCCUCAGAUGCCCCCACACACCAUAGGACCCCACAGCUCCUUAGGAGACCUGGUGCUUCUAACAGCCUGACUUUCCCAUUACGAACUUCCACUCAACCCACCCCCUGGCAAGCUGGUCCUAGGAGCAGUCAUCUUCAUGUGCCUCAGCCUCUCCAGAUUGCUAAAUGUUAUGCUCAGAACAUUUCUCAAAAUAAUUCCCUAAGCCCCCAAACAUUCCAAUCUCCAGGUUCCUGGGAAAAUGAAAAACCUAGAAUUCCAGGGCUAGCUGUUCCCAAUCCAAAUUCUUCCAUUUCCCUAGGAGCUAACUCUGGCCAGAGACCCUCAGAGUCCCAAGCUCGGGCCUCUUCUGUUGAGUCUCUUGUCUCUACCCCAUCUACCCUCUGUUCUUCCCUGGCAGCCCCAGGGAUACUUCAAACCCCAAUAGUCACAAACCACCUUGUACAGCUAGUCACUGCUACCAAUCGAACACCUGGGAUGCCUACUCAUAUUCCCACUCGGGCCAAAACACGCCGCUUUCCUGGACCAGCUGGGAUCUUGCCUCACCAGCACAGUGGAAAAAAUCUGGAGGAAAUCAUGAUUUCAACACCUCAGACUCCUUCUCAUGGUGCGAUAGCCAAGUUCCGGACAGAGGAAGUAUCUAGUUCCCAACCCUCAGAGGAGGAUUUUGAGCAUGGCCCCUGGCUGACUAUGAAAGCUGAACUGGGACUAGAUGACCAAGACCCUUCCUGCUUCCUCCAUACCUACAGCAUUGUCAUGGUGUUAAGGAAGGCUGCACUGAAGCAACUUCCCAGGAAUAAAGUGCCCAACAUGGCUGUGAUGAUCAAAUCCCUGAGCCGAAGUACAGUAGAUGCCAGUGUGGUCUUCAAAGAUCCCACAGGAGAGAUGCAAGGCACAGUGCACCGGCUGCUGUUGGAGGAGAGACAGAAUGAACUGAAAACUGGUUCUGUCCUGGUGCUGAAACAGAUUGGAGUAUUCUCCCCCUCACUCCGAAAUCACUACCUCAAUGUGACACCCAACAACCUGGUCCAGAUUUACAGCCCAGAUUCAGGGGAUGGGAGAGUCCCCAGGAGUUCUCAGCCCUUUGCCAAGAUUCCCAGACCUUUCCAUUCAGAGCCUCCCUCUCAGCCUCUCGCUCCUGAGAGCUCCUCCUCUAAGGCUCUUCAGUGUGAUGGGAAAGCAGAAGAGAAGCACCAAUCAACUAGAGUGGAGGUGCACCCCCCAGAAGAGCUUCCUGAAGUAGAUGAUCUGGAUGGACUUCUAGGUGAGCUGCCUGAGGACUUCUUCACUGAGGACAGUGGCUGAUGAGAAAGGACCACAGUGAGCUGGCAUUGUCUUCUUCAUUUGUGGCAAAUCAGACACAGGCAUGUCCAUCUUUGUGGAAGAGUGGAUGAGGGCUUUAGCAGACAAUCUUGUGAGCAUGUCAGUUGCUCUUCCACUGCAUGUUUCCAAGAGGUCUUCCCUCAUCUUCUAGGUCAGAGCAUCUCCUUAAUGGUUACCACCCUUGGAGACGAGGUGGGUGGGUGUGGGUGUGUGCCUAACCUCAAAUCCAGCCUGACUCUUGCAAGCAUUACUUUCAAUUACAGACUUAUUUUCUGGUCCUCUUAACCUUCCAUUCUUUUGACAGUUGGAGACAUAGGAGCAAAUAGGGAUAUGAUUCUCCUGGAUCUGUUUGCCUCCAUAAUCUCCCAUCUAAGUUGAACUGCCAGUUCAUUUUCACCUCACAACCAUGACUUCUGCUACUCUUAUCUGGUCCCUGAAAAACUACUGAAGCCUGAAUUUAUUUAUUUUCCCCUAAAACUGUGCAGAAAUUGCACAGUUUAUCUUGUACAGGAGGCAUCCAGCUUUAGGGUCAAGGAAAACAGUAUUGUGCCAUAUUCUGAAAUAAAGUAUGGUGACACUUCCCUUCUUAA